Molecule: messenger RNA, 1825 nt
Organism: Cantharellus anzutake
Lineage: Eukaryota; Fungi; Basidiomycota; Agaricomycetes; Cantharellales; Hydnaceae
Product: acetylornithine and succinylornithine aminotransferase
Exons: 4
Coding region: 1-1461 (486 amino acids)
Biological process (GO): arginine metabolic process
Cellular component (GO): mitochondrial matrix
Molecular function (GO): pyridoxal phosphate binding; transaminase activity; identical protein binding
Source: RefSeq, a predicted model, not a curated record
AUGUACAGAGUGAGAACCAUCGUUCAUGUCCACCCUUGGCACUCAGCGGCAAGAUUGUCCGUUAGAUUCAACUCGACUUCAUCAAAGUACACGGCCGUAACACACCCCGAGGAUACCUCGUCCGUUCCAAAGGACAUCUCCAACACACUCGCUCGCCACUCCAAACAUGUGCUCAAUACUUACGCUCGUCCGCCUAUAAUCCUCUCUCACGGAAAGGGAUCUUGGAUCUACGAUACCUCCCACAGGAAAUACCUCGAUUUUUCAUCAGGUAUCGCUGUGAACGCUCUUGGUCAUGGGGACGAACAACUUGUGAAGAUUAUGAAUGAGCAGGCCUCGAAGCUUAUUCAUUCUAGUAACGUUUUUCAUAACGAAUGGGCAGGUGAACUUGCCGAACUAGUUAUUAAUUUAACAAAACGAGAUGGUGGUCUUGGAUGGGCUUCAGGAACCCAAGUGUCUUCAUCAUCAGAACCUACUUCAGGCGCAAAAGUUUUUCUUGCAAACUCUGGUACGGAGGCGAAUGAAGGCGCUCUAAAGUUUGCCAGGAAAGUAGGGAAGGAUCGUUGGGCUAAAGCGAACGGGAUCAGUCCCGCGGAUUAUACGAAUCCUGCCUACCUUUCUUCGCCUAAAACCAAAAUCGUCGCAUUUGACAAUGCAUUUCAUGGACGGUCAAUGGGAUCUUUAAGUGUCACGUCUAAUCCGAAAUAUCAGGCUCCGUUUGCACCCUUGAUACCAGGUGUGGAAAUCGGAGCGUAUAAUGACAUUGAGGCGUUGGAACGAUUGAUCACGGAGGACACGUGCGGUGUCAUUGUUGAACCUGUGCAGGGCGAAGGCGGCGUACAUACUGCGAGCACGGACUUUCUCCGUGCUUUGAGAAAGAGGUGUGAUGCAGUUGAUGCAGUCCUCAUUUUCGAUGAGAUUCAAUGUGGGCUGUAUCGUUCGGGAACUCUAUGGGCUCACUCCCUUUUACCAAUCGACUGCCAUCCUGACAUCGUCACCAUGGCCAAACCCAUUGCAAACGGUUUCCCGUUAGGAGCCAUCCUUACUCGUGAUGCCAUAGCGGAAUCAAUGACAAUCGGUUCGCACGGAACAACAUUCGGAGGUUCUCCUAUCGCAGCCCGUCUAGCGCAUCACGUCCUCUCGCGCCUCUCGGACCCUUCCUUCAUUUCCUCCGUAAACAGAUCGGCAUCUCAUCUUUCAGGACGUCUCUCGCGGUUACCCACCUAUUUCCCCACCCUCCUUCAUCCGUACGUCAGGGGUAAAGGUCUCAUCCUCGGGUUACCUUUCAAAAACGAGAGUCACCCUGGUGUAUUGACAAAGAUGGCUCGUGAAAGAGGCGUUCUUCUGCUUACGGCUGGCCAGGAUGCCGUUAGAUUUGUACCAAGUUUGAAUGUAAACUUGGAAGAGAUUGAUUUUGCUGUGGACGUGAUCGAGAGUGCGUUGGGGGUUAUGGAAAAGGCGUAAGAAUGCAAUGUACCCAUAGCUAGGGGUUGGGUCAUGACGUUAACAGGACUACCAAAUUAGAACGCUCUCGUUCUAUGUUUGGUACAAGGUUGUUCCUAGUUGUGAUCUGAAUAGACGUACGUGAGCGCAUGAUUUUAGAAUCAUUGGUUCAUGAGCGCGUCAUGAAAAUUGGAGCGACUUGCGGGUCUGGUGAACCCUCAUCCACAAGCAGCUCCAGCGGCGUCUCCGGAAUAUGGAUAAUCGAUCCAAUGACUGCCACAGGGGCGGAUGCUAGGUAGGCGACCAGCCUCUAGUAUGUAGCGAAAUGCAGUCCUUGCAGUGAACAAAUUGCACGAGUUACCGUAUCGCCUGCGCCGCAGGCGAA